Messenger RNA from Prunus armeniaca (apricot), 555 nucleotides. NCBI's taxonomy places the organism in Eukaryota, Viridiplantae, Streptophyta, Magnoliopsida, Rosales, Rosaceae. The record is from the annotation of a GenBank genome assembly.
AUGGCAUUGAAUCCAUUUUCAAGACCCACCAAACUCAUGUCCUUUUCAUCAAUAUUGCUUCUACUAGCCAUGCUCAUGCCUCUGGCCAAGCCUCAAAGUCCUAGAGAAACCACCAUAGUGUUAUACUUGCAAGACUUGGCAUCUGGGCCAGAUGCCACUGUUGUCCCAAUCACUGGCAUCCAGGGCAAGCCUCAAUCUUUCACCUCAUUUGGCACCAUUUUUGCCGUUGACGAUAUCAUCACAGAAACCCCGGAUAAAGUAUCAGCCCAAAUCGGUCGAGCUCAAGGCAUCCUAGUGGCCUCAUCCUUGUCUGGCUCCAAUGUGCAUGUUUCAAUGUCACUUGCAUUCACCAAUGUGGAGUACAACGGUAGCAGCCUUGAGAUACAAGGCAUCAGCCGCCAGUUUGAGAGGUAUAAAGAGGUCUCAGUGGUUUCAGGCACUGGAUCAUUCAGAUAUGCAAGGGGAUAUGCUACUCUUGAGACAGUUUUCUAUGACAAUAAGACCUCCUACUCGAUCAUUCGAUGCACCGUUAGGUUGCUUCCAAACAGUCAAUAG